CCCCCCCCCCCCCCCCCCCACUGGCUGCUGACGAAGUGGGGAAUGGAUGGGCUGCUUGGAGAGGAUAUGAAGUUAUUGAAACUUUGUGUGGCUUUAAUUUGGUUUGGUUUGGUGCAUUCGUACAAUAUUGAUUUAGAUCAUCCAGUCGUGUUUCGGGGUACCAGUGGCACUUUCUUUGGAUAUUCUGUACUGGAACAUUUUCACGACAACACACGGUGGGUACUGGUUGGAGCCCCACAAGCUAACUCUACUUACAGCUCGUCUAUUCUGUCCCCGGGAGCAGUGUAUAAAUGUCGAAUUCACAGUAAUCCGGAGAAGAGAUGUACAGAGUUAGAUCUGGGUCGAGUUGCUCAGCCGCCACCUGUUUCUAGGUCAAUAGAAAACAGUAAGCCACAUGGUCACACUAUCAUUCUGGAUCUGACCAAAAUACUGGGAUUCCCAACAUGUACUCCAGUUGGUGAUGUGUCUAACCUGAAAAUUAAUACUUACUAUUUUGUGAGAGUUCCCAAUGAUAUCCUCCAGCGGGAGGUGAAGGAUGUGAUAACCCCAAUCGUCUUUGAAGUUACCUACAACUUGGGCAAACACCUGAUUGCUGGCAAGUCUGAAAAGGAGUUUCCAGCUUUAAAACCAAUCCUGCGCUGGAGAAAGGGACAGAAGCUGGCUCAACAAAACCAGGCAUGUGCACAUCGUUGGAAGAAUAUACACUAUGAGUCAGAUCACAUCUUGCCUCAUGGAGCCUGCUACAUCAUUCCACCUAAUUUGUCCAGAAAAACUAAAGAACUGCUCCCCUGCUACCAAGAGUACAAGAAAAAGUAUGGUGAGGAACAUGGCUCUUGCCAGGCUGGUAUAGCAGGUCACUUCUCUGGGGACCUUGUUGUAAUGGGGGCGCCUGGCUCAUACUAUUGGACUGGCACUGUCAAAGUUUAUAAUCUGAAAGAUGGAAAGUAUUAUCACUUUGAGGAUUCAAUCAUUGGACCCAGCCAUUACCGUUACCUUGGAUAUGCCGUGGCUACUGGCCAUUUUACACAACCUAGUUCUUUGGAGAUUGUCGGCGGAGCCCCACAGGAUGAAGGCAUUGGAAAGGUUUACAUAUUUAAGAUUGGCAAUGGUAAACUUACAGCAAUUUUCACAAUUCCAGGAAAAGAGUUGGGAUCCUACUUUGGCUCUUCAGUAUGCGCAGUUGAUUUGAACUCAGAUGGCUACUCUGAUCUUCUCGUUGGAGCCCCAAUGUUCACAGAGAUAAGAGAUGAAGGGCAAGUAACUGUGUUCAUCAACAGAGGCAAUGGUGCACUGGAAGAACAGCAGCUUUUAAGAGGUGAUGGCACGUACAAUGCUCACUUUGGAGAUAGCAUUGGAUCUCUGGGCGACAUAGAUGAUGAUGGGUUUCCAGAUGUAGCAAUUGGAGCACCCAAUGAAAAUGAUUACCGUGGAUCUGUCUACAUUUACCAAGGAGAUGCCAAUGGGAUAGUCUCCAAAUACUCGAUGAGGAUUUCAGGGCAGACAAUCAAUCCAAUAUUGCGUAUGUUUGGCCAGUCUAUAUCAGGAGGAGUGGACAUGGAUGGAAAUUCUUAUCCAGAUGUAACUAUCGGUGCCUUCAUGUCAGACAGUGUGGUCUUAUUGAGAGCUCGUCCGGUUAUUACCCUGGAGAUCUCCAUUCUACUUCCUGACUCCAUUAACAUCACAGCUCCACAGUGCCAUGAUGGCAUACAGCCAGUCAACUGUCUAAAUGUCACCACUUGUUUCCGCUUUCAUGGCAAGCACGUCCCUGGUGAAAUAGAAUUGAUUUACAAUCUGACAGCAGAUGCACUGAAGAAACAGAAAGGCCUGCAGGCCAGGGUUUACAUCUAUGCCAGUGAACCAGUGAGCCAGAUCAUGGAGAAAAUUGAGCUGUCCUCCAGGAAAGAGAGCUGCAAGCACUACUUUGUCAUUGUCAAGGUAUGA
Molecule: messenger RNA, 1941 nt
Organism: Rhincodon typus (whale shark)
Lineage: Eukaryota; Metazoa; Chordata; Chondrichthyes; Orectolobiformes; Rhincodontidae
Product: integrin alpha-9-like
Exons: 18
Coding region: 43-1941 (632 amino acids)
Biological process (GO): integrin-mediated signaling pathway; cell-matrix adhesion; cell adhesion mediated by integrin
Cellular component (GO): integrin complex; external side of plasma membrane
Molecular function (GO): integrin binding
Source: RefSeq, a predicted model, not a curated record